AUGAGCCACGAUGAGGAGAUUGCGAGGAAGCUCUUCAUCGAGCUGAAUCGAGAGGCCAUUGGCAUCCCGGGGGAUGGUGGGCUUGUGAUCCUCAGCAGCGAUGAUGAGGAAGAGGCCGUCGAGGAGGAGGAGGUCAACGAGGAGGAGGAGGAGGAGGUGAAGCACAAGCCCAUAGGCGGCGGGUCAUCGUCAAGGAGCUAG
Miscanthus lutarioriparius is the source of this 201-nucleotide messenger RNA. NCBI's taxonomy places the organism in Eukaryota, Viridiplantae, Streptophyta, Magnoliopsida, Poales, Poaceae. The record is from the annotation of a GenBank genome assembly.